CUGGGAAGUGAUAUCCAUAAGUGUUCAAUUAACUAUAAAAGGAAGGUAUAAAAUGAACUGACAGUGUAGAUAGCGGUUAGGUUCGUGUGGCCUGUAACGGUAAAAUAACCGGAGCUAGCAAUCUGGCCUAGCAAAAGAUAACGCCUACAUUGUUAGUAAUGCUGUUGUUGAAUGUUUGCCUUUUGAUGUCAAGUGUUAGCAGGAUGCUGAAGCUAACAGGUCGCUAAUAACCAAGUGUGUGAAAAUGCGCAUUAAGUGACCGACGGGAAGCGGUUUUUGUCCCCGAGUUUAUGUGUGAGCUUUGUUAAUUACAAUCUAAAGCCAUUUGCCCCUGGGUGCAUGAGAAAGACUCCCAUCAGAAGAGUCCGUCCGUGAGAGGAGAGCUAACAAUAGCUAACACCGUCUUAUCUAUACAGAUGUGUCACUUGCAUCAAACGAGCUUUCCAACCUGCACAGCAUUCUUUGAGUCUUGGUUUUGAGUUCCUUUCCCGGGUUCAGAGGUUGUACACUGGCUGUCUCAUUUUCUAUCUGUAAUGGACAUGGAUGGGAAAGUAUCAGAUGUUUCAGUUGAGGAAAAUCAGCAGUACUGCAAUGUGAAACUCGAUUUCUUGCCAAACGUAAUCACUAUGUAGGACAGAUCCCUCCGAGUGUCGUGCGGCUUUAAUCCAACACAUGGUAACUGUGGGUUCACAGUAUCUUAUCACACCAGUAUUACUAAUGCCUUAUCAUCUAAGCAGUAGGCUGUUCGAUGCUGUAGUUGGUGGUGAUGGAGCUCCCUUUAUAUAGUUUGGAUAAUUCUAGAAUGAUGCAUUACUCUUGACAUGGGGAGUAAAAUGUCCUUCGGCAGAGGAAGCAGUGACCAAAAUACUGUCUCUGAGUUAACUUCUGCGGCAUCACUUCCGUGCAAUUCUGUUCACACCCCUUCGGACUGCAAGCAGAUACCUGAAGACAAGAGAUGUGCUGAGGAAGAUCAGGACCCCAGAUGGGAAAAGGAAGUGAAGGAAACAGAGGGAACUCAACCUGCACCUGAAUCCUAUUCUUUGGGGCAUGCAGAAUCUGAUGGCCCUGUUCACUCUGAAACAGUGGCUGGAACAAAUUGCCAAGACAGUGAGCACGUAUUGCCACCGGUAGGGAUGGAAGGAGAAUCUCAAAUGACAUCUGCAAGCCUGUGCAGCUCUACGACAGACUGUCAUGGACAGCCUGUUGAUGGCCGCAGAAAACGUGGGCGCCCCCGUAAAGUAAAAACCUUGUUGACUGAUGACAAAGAGUCGGCUGGUCUUAACGCCGUUCAGCAUAAGGAGAUCAGCACGACAAUACCCCCGCCAACAUGCUUAGCGAACCAUAGCAGUGAUAAUGUGCCUAACAAUGUAGAUGGUCCCUUAAUCAAUGCUUCACCUCACAAUGAGGGUGUUCCUGUGCUGCCAAAAAGGAGAAGAGGAAGACCAAAAAAAUCUGAAAUUGAAGCUUUUAAAGCUAUGGUUGCUUCUGCUAAUGCUAAUAAGUUUAGCAAUUGUUCUUGGAGACUGAGAAGCAGAAGUGAACAACAACCUUCAACACAGGAUGGAAAGACUGAAUUUGAUAGCAAGGAAGACCCCAAGCAGGCUGAAAUCAUGUCUCAGCACAGUAAUGAGACAUUAUGCCUUCUGGGUUUUAAAAGAAGAAGGGCUAAACCGGCUAAUCAGCAAGUUCCAGCAAAAGUUUCCAGACUGGAUGUUUCCCAGGAGGCCUCGUCAGUGUUGAGAAAUGACACAGGCUGUGGGGAGAGAGCAGAGACGAAUAAGCAGGUGGAGCUGAACAUGGACAAACAAGACACUGAUACAGAUGGAAAGAAUGAUCAACUCUCUCUACAGUCUGUAAACGGACAGGAGCAGCCAACAGAGUUAAAGGAAGGUGAACUGACACAAAUACAAAUUAGCUCCCAGCCAGUUGCCGAGCCUGAAGUUAUUCCUCCAGAGUGUUUGAACAGUUUAAACCUAGUUAGCCCUGCUCAGAAUGAUGACCCUAAAAUACAGCCGUCAGGUCAAAUGAAUGGCAGUGAAGAGUCCCAAUCAAAAACCAGUCUUGAAUCUCCAAAGAACACAGACUUGCAGAAUAAGGAGCCUACCAGCACAGAUAUCAUAACAUUCUCUGAAAAAAAACAACCUGAAACUGCUGAGGUCCUCCCUGCUGUCAAAGAUGAAGAUAUAGAGAUUGAGCUGGAUCAUUUAAAACCUCUGUCAGAGUCUAAUAGUCCUCCAUCUUUACAGUAUAACAGUAACACCCCAGUUACAUCUGAGGGUCCACAGGGUCAGCGAAGUGUUUUCAGGCGUAAGCGAGGCGGCAAGAGAAGGAGGAGAAUAAGUAGUGUUCCUUUACAGAAAGUACAUCCUGUAGAGGGCCAUGAAGGCAACGCUGACACUCAGCAAAAAACAGACUGUGCUGACGCAACACAGGAGGGCAACUUAAAUGACAAUGUGAAUAUCGUCUACACUAAGAAAGGGGGAAGAAAUUUGUUGAAAUGUGGUUACUGUGAUCAAACAUUUAGAUUUCUGUCCCAGUUCAUCAUCCAUCAACGCGUUCACACAGGAGAAAGACCUUUCAAAUGCCCUGAAUGUGGCAAAGGUUUUAGCAAAAAUUCAAACUUAAAUCUUCAUCUCAAGACACACAGAAAGAGCAACAUAUACCAGAAAUGUCAGUUUUGCAAGAUCAAAUUCUCUUGCUCUGAGUACGCCUCCCAUAUGAAGAUGCAUGAACAGGUGCCAGUACAGGACUUUGAAAACAACAUCUCUGAAAAACACAGCAUAGAAAACUACGUUGAAAACACUCAACACACUCAACGUCAUCGAACGGUUUCCCCAGAAAAGAAGGAGAGAAAAGAGUGCCAGUACUGUGGUAAAACAUUUCGGUUUCAGUCUGCCCUUGUACGACACGUGCGUGUCCACACCGGAGAGAAGCCUUACAAAUGCGAUAUAUGUGGCAAAGCUUUCGGUCAGGCCUAUUUCCUCCGUGUUCACGAGCUGACGCACUGGUCCGUGAAGCGCUACAACUGCACACGUUGUGAAAAGUCAUUCACUCAUUAUAGCAAUGCAAAAAAUCACACUUGUAGACCUUCAGAAGGUGGUGAUGAUUUACACGGCAGCAGACGCGUAAGGCCUUCGCUAACGUAUACGUGCCACAUCUGCAAGAACAUUUUUGACCAUCUACAGGAGUUCAACAGCCACAUGAGAGACCACACUGGUGCAAAACUUUAUCGCUGCUUGUAUUGUGACAAGCUGUUUGGCGUACUGGCUGAAUUUAGCUCCCAUCGCUCUCAGUGCAUUGGGGUGAGAAACGCCUCCAGCUCUGAGAUCAAAGAUGAAGAGACCAUGUCAUUAAUAAAUUACACAGUGCCUGCACUUAGGUGUUCAUCAGGACAGAACUCAACUUCUCCCAUCUCCACCGCAAAUUGUGAAAAACCGAAAAAAACAUCGCAAACCAGCCGCAAGAAGCGCUCGGGGAACUUGAAUAAACCGUUCCAGUCGACUGUCAUACCGGCUCACCCUCUCUCACACCUUGUGUCAAAGCUAAACAAACUAGAUACCCGUUCAGAUCCCAGGAAGUAUUUAUGUCCGAGCUGUGGGCGGCUGUUCAGACACAUGGGAAGACUGCGAGCCCACAUGCUCACUCACGCGCGAGGUCAAAGUUACACCUGUGCCUGUUGUGGAAAGACUCUAGAAAGCUGGAAGAAACUGUGGCAUCAUCAGAGAGUCCAUCGACAGAGACGCGGUCGCUUCACUUGUCCUCGGUGCGGGCAGGGUUUUCGUUUUGUAGAGCCAUACAAGAAACACAUGAGCGAGCACCCUGACUUCGAGUGGAUUCAGGUCAGGCCCAAGAAAAUGUUUUUGCCUUAUCAGUGUGAGCAGUGCAGAAGCAGUUUUAAGACUCUGGAUUUGCUGUUCAGCCACCAGCUUUGUCAUUCCUCAGCACAAGACGUGCUGAAGGACUCUGAUUUUGAUUUAUCCACAGAUGACCUAACCCCACAGCCUAACAAGAACAUGUUUAGCCCUCCCACGAACAACCACAUGGUGACUUUAUGUCUCGAACCCGAGAAAAGCAACUCUCACCCGAGCCCUUUAUCCAAAUAUUCAGACCCAGUUCCUCAAGGGUCGCCUUUAGCCCCCAUGAUUUCCCUUGUCCACAACCAGGGUCAUGAUUUGAGUAAAAUAUCGCAUUGCCCAGGCAGCACACACCCGAUCCAAGAUAGAGAGGUCAAAUGUGAUAAAAUAAAUGAAAGUACACUUGGAAAACCCAUUACCCACUCGCAAACUGUGAAAAGGCACGUCACUAAAAUGCCUAGCCUGUCAAAUGGAGGGUCUUCAAAUGUGGUUAGGUGUGCUGUGUGUAAUAAAGCAUUUGCUGCCAUUUCAGAACUUUAUCAACAUUAUUUGCAGCAUGCAAGAGGCCAAGUGUAAGGAGUGGAGAAUUUGUGCCCCUUCUACAUGUACUUCAGCUGUUUUCAUCAACACAGGGCUCCUGUAGUCUGAGAACAGAACAUGUAGAAACAUUGCUCGACACUCACCUGUGUCUCAUAGGAUUUGGAAGAUUUGACAACAGUCAUAUCUUCAACCACUCGCAUGUCAGUUUUCAGAUUGCAAGUGAACACAAUUCACAAAGUAUUAGUUGUUUUCAAGGACUUACUGUUUUCAAGGACGUUCAUUAGAGAACUUGAGGUAGAAGCCACUAUCUUUUAUGUAGUGUCUGCAAUUACAUGUCUGUCUUAUCAGAGAGAAAAGAAGAGAUAGAUAGGAUGUUUUAAAAUUGAUACAAGUCGUGCCAAACUGGACUGCAAGGCCUCAUCAGCCCAAAUAUUUAGUACUUUUAGUGCAUUCAUAUCGAACCAGAAGCAGCCCUGGGACAAUGUAACCAACGAAGCAAAGUAAAGACAUACUGCUGUGUGUAAAUUAAUAUUGAAUUAUAAUUAUGGAAAAUAAGUACAAUAAUUUGCAAGUAAAAAAACACCUUUGUCUGAAUUACAAACAAAUUGACAUUUUUUGUCCGUACUUGUUUACUCUGCAAUCUCUUGGCAAUUUUAUGUCUACACAUUCAGCACACUGGGAUCAGAGGGUUGAACAAAUUCAUUUAUAAACUAUUUAUGUGAAAGAACUGACAAAGAUUUUUUUGUGUGUGUGCAGAUACUUCAUCCACAUUUGAUAACACAUCUCAAUACUGAACAGGACGACCAAUUAAUUAUCUGUAUAGUUUUACAAAUUUCAAACGGUCUCACCUCAUCUUGAUAUCUCUUUGUGUAUUUCAAGUCAUGCAGGUUGUUUCUUGAUGUAUGAAAGUGAUGCUGUUCCUCAAAAGGUUUCAGAGGAAGUGCUCUCUUGACUGACUUUGUUUUGUUCUGGUCUCCAACAAAAGAUGUGUAUCAGCAUUUUGUAUUUAAGAUUUUAAAGUGAAUAUUGGCUUUUCUCACGCACAUGUUUGUCAAAGAGUUACCUCUUUUUGUGGAUUUAUGUGUAAUAUGAUGGUUGAAAUCAACUUAAUUUUCCUCUUCAACAAAACAAACAAAAAAAAAAACAGCUGACAAACGCACAUUUCCCACCUGUAACACUAAGUGCAACAGGAGUGUGGUUGAACAUCCGUAACUGUUUACUUCUUUUUGAAGAACUGCAUUUUCAUGCUUCAGUGUCAGGCUUGAUUUUGGUGCAAUCAUGAAAUAAUUACACUUCAAAAGACAUUUUCCAUGUGGACACCCUGCUUUGUUGUAAAUGACUUUAUGCUAUAGUUUGUCUUAAAACCAAUAAAGGUCACUUUUGUAUGCAUUC
Messenger RNA from Acanthopagrus latus (yellowfin seabream), 5786 nucleotides. RefSeq names its product zinc finger protein 91. NCBI's taxonomy places the organism in Eukaryota, Metazoa, Chordata, Actinopteri, Spariformes, Sparidae. The record is from RefSeq and is a predicted model, not a curated record. Gene Ontology annotation, molecular function: DNA binding. The coding region runs from base 822 to 4430 and encodes 1202 amino acids. The transcript is spliced from 3 exons.